Molecule: messenger RNA, 2002 nt
Organism: Erpetoichthys calabaricus (reedfish)
Lineage: Eukaryota; Metazoa; Chordata; Cladistia; Polypteriformes; Polypteridae
Product: leucine-rich repeat-containing protein 30-like
Exons: 1
Coding region: 164-1051 (295 amino acids)
Molecular function (GO): protein binding
Source: RefSeq, a predicted model, not a curated record
AGUGAGAGGACGCCUCAAAAAACAUUGGGAUGUGAACAAGAAAACCAUUUCUUUCUGGUGCUUUAAGCUCCAGAAAAUGAGAAGCAAUCAGAUCACUCUGUGUUCCUUCACUUAGCUCAAUGAAAGGCUGAUCUGUUAAAGAAAGAGACGUUAAUUUCAAGUCAUGGGAUCUAAUCAUUCUAAAGAUUUUUCUAAGGAGGAGCUGAAGAGGCAGGUGAAAAAAACGGGGAAACCAGCUCCCAGAGAUGAUGGGCUAACAUCCGCAGACAGGAUAAGGAAACAGACGACAACCCACUUUGGAUACAAUACCUUAUGCUUCACCAUGAAAGGAAUGAAAGAACUUCCUGAACCCUUGUGGCUGCUGACAGAAAUUGAAAAGCUUAACCUUUCGCUAAACUCUCUCACCACAAUCUCACCCUCGGUCAAGGAACUUGAAAAUCUUGUGAUCUUGAACCUGGGGGGAAACCAGCUGACCAUCCUGCCGGUGGAGAUUGGCUUGCUGAAGAAUCUCAGGGUGCUGUUUGCUUAUAAGAACCUCUUGACAGAUGUACCUGAAGAACUUAGUGCCUGUGAAAACCUAGAGGUCCUUAGCCUGGCCAACAAUUGCAUCUCCACUCUUCCAAAUAGCUUUUCUGACAUGGUCUGCCUCAAGAAGCUCAACCUCAGUCAUAAUCAAAUAGUUCACAUUCCCACCUGCAUUUAUAGCAUGAAAAGUCUCGUCUUCUUGCACCUUGCCGGCAACCGUCUAGAAAACAUUGCUGAUAAGAUUGAGCAGCUGGUUAACCUCAAAAUUUUAAUUGUCGAGGGCAAUGCCAUUCACAUUUUGCCUAAAGCUCUAUGUUCCCUCACCUGCCUGGAACUCCUCAAUGUCGAUUUUAAUGACAUUCAGAAUGUGCCUACUGAACUUUAUCUGCUAAGAAGGCUGAAGAGACUUGCUUGUCAUCCUUUGGACAAAGGGCUUCAUAUUAUUCACAAUCCCCUACUCAAGCCUUUGCUCGAGGUUUUAAAUGGGGGUUUACAUGCUCUCUUUAAUUAUCUUAAAUCAAUGUAAUGAACUGUGCCAGGUGAGGAUUUUAUUAUAUUUUAGACCUGCAACCCUGUAUAUAUCACUUAAUACUGACAUCAGUUUUAAUCAAUUUAUAAUGCCAAAUGUCUAUUGUGAGUAGAGUGUUUUUAUUGAUUAAAUAUUUUUUAUGAAACUCAACAAACAUGUCUGAAUAAUAAAUGUGACAUUAUGUAUACUCUGAUUUUUGAUGAAAGUGUAUACACUGUAUGCUGGUUUUAAAGUAAGUGGGUCAGAUUGUACUUGUCACUCUAUCUUGCAGUAUAACAUAACAAGUUAGCUGCAGAAAGGCAGACACUAUAAAAAUAGCAGAGUAUAUGUGUAUAAUAUGGGAUACAUUUUGAAAAAAAGAUUCUUCUAAUUGUACUGAAAUUCAAAAAGCAUAUUGACAAAGCUAUCAUUUUUUUUCAUUUUAUUACAUGCUGGCUUUCUGUUUAUUUGGGAGUAAAAAAAACUGUUUAGAAAAUAGAUUUAUGAAAUUCACCCUUGCUUAAGACAUGUGGUUAAUAAGAGCAAUUAGUGUCUCUUGGGUGGCAAUCAUUAAAUAGAGUAUCUGGGAGAAAUCUAAGAAGACCAGUAGAUCUGGUCAAACGCCAAGGGGAGUUGAAGAAAACACACAAGAUAGUGUGACUCCUUGUAGGUCCUGAGAUAACCGAAAGAGGAAAGAAUCAAAUAAUCAAAUGGACCCAUUUAGUGGCAGAGAUACAUGCACAUCAAUUUUCUUUAAAGUAAAACCUGAGCUCGUCGAUAAUAAUUGUGUGUGAAGGUAACUUCAGAAAUAAGGAAUAUAAUUUUAUUGAAUCAAAUCCCUAAACGAUUUGUUAUAUUUGACUGUAGUAUGGAAUUGUAAAGCUUUAGAAGAAAUUCAGGUUUCCAUUAAUAUCAGUGUUAUGUCUAUGCUCAUAAUAUAUAUAAAAAUAUAUGUAUGUGACAUCCAUC